GGGAUGAACGGCACCGCGUCUAAGCAUUGUCGUGAUGAGCGGAGAGAGGGGGAGAUUCCCGACCAUUUCUGAGGGUUUUCCUCAUCGGUGUUGAUGCUUGUGUUGAAGCUUCUCCCUCUUCCCUCCUCCCUUUCCUGAGCUUUAGUACUGGGGGCUCUCCUCGCUCUGUUUCAAGAGCUCGGGGUCAUUGGUUGCAUAUCUGUUCUAUGUACCUUGUUCCACGCUGGUCUGCCAUCUGCCCUCUUCGCCGACUACUCGAAGCCAGCCCAGCAUUGUAUGCUGCAGCGCUCGUACUGUCCUAGCACCGUGCAGCAGUAGACAUCUACCGGUAUCCGCGAGCACCUUUCCGUCCACCCGUUCAAUUAUCGAAAAGCGAAUAUCCCCCAAGACAACAGACGUACAAACAACCCUCUCCUGCACCAUAGAACGACGGGCCCUCACACCUCGUCCGUGCUAUCUGAACCUGCACAUAAUCCUUGAGCUUCGCUCAUGGAUCCCACUACUACACCUUUGUCUUCGCCCUCUACUGCCGCAAAGAUGCCAUCCUGGCUCCUCUUCCUCCGCAAGAAAACAAAUCCAUCAGUAGAAACGGACGAGCGCAUUUCCCUACUACCAAAGCCCCCGAGCCAUGACAAUGGCUCAGGAAGUGUGCUCUCGGAAUUCGCCCUCCUGCUCGGCAGCAGCAUCCCCGUAAUCCUGGCCUACACGUUACAGAAUUCCCUGCAAACAAUCUCCGUGUUAAUAGUCGGUCGUCUCUCAUCCGAACACCUCGCCGCGGCUGCAUUCUCUUACAUGUUUGCUAUGUCUACCGCCUGGCUGAUCGCUUUGGGGGGGACAACAGCGCUGGACACGCUCUGCUCCUCAUCCUUCACCGGCAGUAAAAACCCUCAUGAACUCGGCAUCCUAUUGCAACGUGCUUUCGUGGUGUUGGGAGUAUUCUAUGUUCCCGUCGCGAUCUUGUGGUACUACUCGGAGGGGGUCUUCCUGCUACUUGGCCAGAAUCCCGGUCUCUCCAGCGAUUCCGCUACCUUUCUACGCUGUUUAAUACCCGGUGGCCUAGGCUAUAUAUAUUUCGAAGCCGGGAAGAAGUUCCUUCAGGCUCAGGGUAUUAUGCGCGCGGGGACCUAUGUAUUGCUGAUAACGAGUCCGUUGAAUGCGUUGUUGAAUUGGUUGCUUGUCUACGUUUUUGGUAUGGGUCUCAUUGGAGCUCCGAUCGCGACUGGGAUUACGUACUGGGUGAGUUUCUUGGGGAUUAUGGGGUAUGCUCGGUUUUCUCGGGGGUGGAAAGCCUGGGGCGGAUGGGAUAGGGCGUGCCUUAGGAAUAUGGGUGUGUUUGCAAGGCUGGCGGGGCUGGGGGUUGUUAUGGUCGGGACUGAAUGGGUAUCAGUUAACUCUUGCACCCCGAAGGGACCGAGCGCUGACGGCUGUUCCAGUGGGCGUUUGAAAUCGUGGCCCUAGCAGCUGGGAGGUUAGGCACUGUGCCCCUCGCCUCCCAGUCAGUAAUUAUGACGACGGACCAAGUUCUCAACACAAUUCCCUUCGGCAUCGGCGUCGCUGCGUCUGCCCGCGUGGGAAACCUCCUCGGAGCACGGGAUGCAAAAGGUGCCGCGAGAGCAGCCAGUACCGCUGCUGUCCUCAGCAUUGUGCUCGGAGCGGUAGUGAUGACGGUAAUGCUCAUCGUGAAAGACUAUUAUGCAAAGAUCUUUAGCGACGACGCCCACGUUAUCAAACUCACCGCACAGGUCAUGCCGCUCGUCGCGCUAUUCCAAAUUGCGGAUGGGCUAAAUGGUUUUCCCUCUUCAAUUUCUAUUCUCUGUCCAAUUGCGAGGCUAACAAUUUACAGGCAGCUGCGGAGGAGCACUGAGAGGCAUGGGCCGUCAACAUAUUGGCGCAGCGGUAAACCUUGUCAGUUACUACUUUGGUGCCCUGCCAUUAGGCAUCUGGCUCGCCUUCCAUGGCUGGGGGCUUAAAGGUCUUUGGGUCGGGCAAUGUAUAGCAUUGUACCUUGUCGGGGCGAUGGAAUGGGCUCUCGUGGGGUUUAGCAAUUGGGAUAGGCAGGUUGUGAAGGCGUUUGAAAGGAUGGAAAGCGAUGAGCGGAUGGAGCAGGGGGGGCUCUGAUAGUUGACACUUUGGCUUGUAGUGGGAUAAGGAAAUUUUUCUUCCAUUGUUACGGGGUAGGUAUCAUAGGUAUUCUGGAUAUGUUAGAUGGAUGAUAGAGGAAAUGAUCGAAUGAACAAGUUAACCUGGU
Tuber aestivum (summer truffle) is the source of this 2248-nucleotide messenger RNA. Lineage: Eukaryota; Fungi; Ascomycota; Pezizomycetes; Pezizales; Tuberaceae. The record is from the annotation of a GenBank genome assembly.